CGUUCACGAACCGGCAGUGAAUCCACAGAAGAACUCGGAUCAGUCGCUACUUUCAGCGCUUCUGUUGAAUCAUUUGGAGUAAACGUUUGGAAGAUUUAUUGAAACGAAACUAUAAUUGAGCAUUAACUUACUUAUACAUUAUUACUUAAAUAAAGACCAUUCCGCCGCUUUUGGGCAGCACCUGUCAUGAAAAUGACCGAGAAAAACAACGCCGUGAAGCCAAACGUUACAGAAGACGAUGUUCGACUGCUAAUAAAAAGAAAGGACGACAUCGAAGAGCAGAUCCAGGCGUACUACGACAUGCUCCAGACCGACGGUGUGGGCAUGGACGCUCCUCUGGUUGAUCUGGAAGGCUUUCCUCGCGCUGAUGUGGAUUUGUACAAGGUCCGGACAGCAAGACACAACAUCUCCUGUUUACAGAAUGAUCAUAAGGCUAUCAUGGUGGAGAUCGAGGAGGCCCUUCAUAAGCUGCAUGCAACAGCGAGAGUCAAGCAGGAGAAAGAUGAGAGCAGGAUGGAAGGCCCUGACUCGACCGUGUCUCUUCCAGCAGCGUUCGCGCUCGUCGAUGCUGUAACACAGGGCUCCCCCGCUUUUCAGGCUGGUUUGCGAGUUGGUGAUGAGAUUAUAGAGUUUGGGUCCAUAAACACACAAAACUUCAGGACCCUGCGUGACGUGGCCUCUGUCGUCCAGCACAGCGAAGGGAAAUCUCUACGUGUUGGAGUAAUUCGAAGCGGACAAGAAGCGCAUCUUAAUCUGACUCCGAAGCAGUGGUCUGGUAGAGGAUUGCUGGGGUGCAACUUAGUACCCGUCCACAGAUGACCAGUGAAAGGGCAAGGAUCAUCUUUAUCCCAAACAACACUCUUUUGCACUAAAUAAAUCAGCAAUGGGUUAACUUUAAUGUUGCUUUUGCAAUUCUUUUGUAAAACUGAGUUGAGUCGAUAAGCGACCAAGGAGAGCUGACCGAGCAUUUAGGGAAAUAUUUUCUUAAGGAUGAGCUGAUUUACUUACCGUCUUCUCCUGUUAAAUUUCGUGCAUCUAUAUAGAAAAGUUCUCAACGUUUUCCUGUUCAAACAGCCGAAAAAAGUGACUGGGCUCUGAAAGGCUGCGUAAGUUGCAUGCGCUUUAUUUGAUUAGAAGAACACCAGGGUGACUAAUUAGAGUUAUUUUUUUUGACGGGUGAACUAUUCUUUUAAUGAGUAAUAAACACAGUACUUUCAGUCUUACGUGAAAAACGGACUUGGAAACGUUUUACCGUGCCUUCAUUUCCUCUAUGCUUCUCAAAUGUCUUAUAGUUUGGAAUAUGAAAUAUUACAUGCUUAAAACUACGUCAAAAUAAAGUAUGAAAAAUAAA
Puntigrus tetrazona (Sumatra barb) is the source of this 1351-nucleotide messenger RNA. It is a transcript of the gene psmd9, whose product is annotated as proteasome 26S subunit, non-ATPase 9. Gene Ontology annotation, molecular function: protein binding. The record is from RefSeq and is a predicted model, not a curated record. The transcript has 6 exons. Gene Ontology annotation, biological process: proteasome regulatory particle assembly. Gene Ontology annotation, cellular component: cytoplasm; nucleus. NCBI's taxonomy places the organism in Eukaryota, Metazoa, Chordata, Actinopteri, Cypriniformes, Cyprinidae. The coding region runs from base 187 to 819 and encodes 210 amino acids.